This is a messenger RNA of Archocentrus centrarchus (flier cichlid), 1560 nucleotides long. It is a transcript of the gene mffa, whose product is annotated as mitochondrial fission factor a. The transcript is spliced from 8 exons. The coding region runs from base 198 to 1121 and encodes 307 amino acids. NCBI's taxonomy places the organism in Eukaryota, Metazoa, Chordata, Actinopteri, Cichliformes, Cichlidae. The record is from RefSeq and is a predicted model, not a curated record. Gene Ontology annotation, biological process: positive regulation of mitochondrial fission. Gene Ontology annotation, cellular component: mitochondrial outer membrane; peroxisome.
UAGAGUACAGACAGAAGAAGAAGCAGGAAGAGAGAGAUGCUGUACAGCUACAUUGUCUGUAAUACUUAAAAUACUUAAAAACUUAGCCGUAUCUUUCGGACUACAGGUUCAUUUCGUUAAGAAAUUUCUGAAUAAGUUCUUUGACGAAAUAGCGGUCCGUGGCAACAGACUACACGCUAACAGUUAAUUCAGUGUUGAUGACCAGCCAAAUGAACGGAGCAACAUUCCCCUCCCCUGCGGCAGAGAUCGCAGAAAUGAACCGUAUCCAUUAUGAGCUGGAGUACACGGAGGGAAUCAGCCAAAGGAUGCGCAUCCCAGAGAUGCUCAAAGUGGCUCCCACAGCCCACGAGGACCCUACUGUGGGUUCACAAGAGGUCCCACACAGUGUUAUAAUGCAAGUCCCAGAGAGAAUAGUGGUUGCUGGAGGCAGUGAUGACCCCCAGUUCCCCAGACCCAGAGACUUGGACCUCAUCCAGUCAACACCGCUAGAAGCACUGUCACUUAAAACUCCCCCUAGAGUCCUCACCCUCAAUGAGCGACCCUUGGACUUCCUGGAAGAUGAUCAGCGGGCAGCUCCAGACAGUGAGGAGGUGUUGCGGCCCCAGGGGCGUUUACGGCGGGAACGUUCGGCCAGUGAGAAUGCAACUAUGCGUCAUAAUGCUCAGAUGAUGCGCAACGAUUCCGCUGCGACCACUUCCCCCCCAGCCAUUGCUCACCCAUGCCCCCCUCUCACCGAGGCUGAAGAACACAACCUCUACAGCGCUAGUGGUGUCUUAUCUUUCAUCCAGUCCACUACACGUCGGGCCUACCGGCACGUCCUGGAGGUGUUGGAUGAGAACCCUCGCAGCAAACCAUCACUGCGAGGGGGGUCGGUUUUGAGCUCCAACCCCCUGCAUGAUUCCAGGCUUGCACUGUCGACAUAUGAAGCCUCUCUGGAUGGGACAGGUGAUGACAUGACUGUGGUCGACGCAACAACACUUCGACGUCAGCUCAUCAAGUUGAACCGGAGACUCCAACAUUUGGAAGAAGAGAACAAGGAGCGAGCAAAGCGAGAGAUGAUCCUGUACUCUGUCACCGUCGCCUUCUGGCUCAUCAACACUUGGGUGUGGUUGCGACGUUAGAGCCGGGCUGUAUUUCCGCCGUCGACAAGAGAGGCGAACACAUUAUUCUGUAUUCUGUGAAUUAGCUACUCACUGCACUUACCCCUGUGUGAGGAGAUGUUAGCAUGUGCAAGGCCUGUUGCACAUAGGCUCAACAUUUUUGAUUUUGUUUAUUUAAAACAUGUACAGUUUUAUUUUUGUACUCUUAUUUCAUUCUGUCUGUUCCAUUUUCUCGUGUUUUGUUUUUAUUGUCAAAUCUUGCUGCCCAAUGCUAAGUUGUAAAUAUUUGUACAUGUCAGUCGGAUCUCAUCCGGAGGCACAGUAGUUCACCAAAAAAAAAGAAAAAGGAUCUGUAGUGUGGGGACAUGCAGCUCCAUGGUGGUAACAUGCUGAAUACUUGUUCCAGAGAGAGUAAUAUGUGAGUUGGCUGGGAAAUCUAAUAAAGUUUAAUAAAACCAUA